CCUCCCUCAGUCCGCUGCCUCAUCUCUCCAUCCCCCGGCAAACAGUCAGCCUGCAGCCGGCAUGGCCUCCGUUAGCUUCAACACUCACCGCCUGGAGCUGCUGGCUGCCUACCAGGAUGUUAUUCAAGAAGACAACCCCAAAGACUGGGCAUUGUAUACAUAUGAGGAUGGCACAGAUAAUUUGUCAUUGGCGGCGUCAGGAGGAGGUGGGUUACCUGACCUUGCCAGUCAUUUUGAGAAUCAGAAGGUGAUGUAUGGUUUCUGCAGUGUGAAGGAGCCUCACGCAAUGCUAGCCCGAUAUGUACUUAUCAAUUGGGUUGGGGAAGAUGUCCCAGAUGCCAGAAAAUGUGCUUGUGCCAGUCACGUUGCCCAGGUUGCUGACUUUUUCCAGGGUGUGGAUGUCAUAGUGAAUGCCAGCAGUGUGGAAGACAUUGAUCCUAUGGCCAUCGGUCAACGCCUCUCCAAUGGCUCUGGACGACUGUCUAGCCCUGUUAUGCAGAGACUGCAGCUUAAAGAGGAUGGUGAAACUGUGGGCACCAAUUACCAGAAGACAAAUGCAGCCAUAGAAAUGAAACGCCUCAACAGAGAACAGUUCUGGGAGCAAGCCAAGAGGGAAGAGGAGGAAAGGAAGCAGGAAGAGCGACAGAAAGCUUUGGAAGAGAGACUUCGCUUUGAGCAGGAGCGCAUGGAGCAAGAGCGCAAAGAGCAGGAGGAACGCGAGAAACGCUAUCAGGAAAGAGAGCAGCAGAUAGAAGAGCACAGGAAGAAGCUUCUAGAUGAAGAGGCUGAAGAGGCAAAAAAAAGGUUACAGAGCAACUCAAUAUUUAUGGAACAGAAAGAUGACGACGAGGUGGCAGACCAAAAAAGAACAGAAAGUGAAGUGGAGGAGGCUGCAGCCAUUAUUGCUCAGCGCACAGAGAACCCACGAGAAUUCUUCAGACAAGUAGAAAGAGCCACUACAGAUUCCGUCUCUACACUCCUGACACCUCGGACAGGUGAAGAGAACGAUAUAGCCGUAAGAAGUUCCUCUGAAGCUGGCCCUCCUCGAUCUUCAGAAACAGAACGCCGUAGUAGCCUGGGUGAAGAAUGGAACAAGGCCAUGAGUUUAGAGCCAGUCAUACAGGAUGGUUCUUGGACACCCCAGGGACUUACAGAAGAUGUUUUUAUGGAAAACAAAGAGGAUGAUGUGGGGUUCCCAGCAGCCCCUCAGCUAACUGGAAAUGAGGAGGAAGCAGUUAUGGAAUUAGGAGAGGUGGACUUGUUGACAGAUGUAAAUCCUCCUCCAACACAAGAAGCUCCAAGCUUACUUGACCUGUGGCAAAAUGAUGAGCCGCGGGACUCCAGCUGGGCAGGUGGGAAUUUGAUAUCUUCUCAAGGAGAGAGCCAUGCAGAGCAAAAAGUAUUUGUGGAAACAGAGGCCUGUCCUCCUCCUGUCCCUGAGGAUAACCUUCUGAACUUUGAGGAGUUACCACAACCACCUGCUACAUUCUGUGACAUGGAAGGAGAGGAGGACCCUCAGAGCAUUAUCCACAUUGAAGGGCCACAUCAGAUGACUCUUAGCUACCAGCAUGCAUUGCAGGAAGCCUCUUGCCAUCAGCCAGAACUUACAGACUCCCUCAUGACCAAUGGGGAUACAUCUCAGAGGGAAGGUACACAGGCAAGUGAAGGAUAUUUCAGCCAAUCACAAGAUGAAGAUUUUGCACAAUCAGAUGAAAUGUCUGCCAAAGCUCCUCCCCCUGUUUUCUACAACAAACCACCAGAAAUUGACAUUACCUGCUGGGACUCAGACCCCGUAAUGGAAGAAGAGGAGGAAGAGGAAGGAGGGUUCGGAGAAAGCUCUUAAUUCUGUGUAGUAAUCAACUUGCAAAACACGUGUACUAAAUACGUGACAAAGAAAAAAAAAAUCAUGUGACACAAUCGUGUAACAGCAAAGUAUUGUAGUAAUGGCUGAGAGGCUUCUGCCCUUGCCAGUGUGCGCUAGUAAGGUUCUGCCUGCUUCCGCCCAAGUCGUACCAUUAUCUGAUAUUAUGUGGGAUGGGAGUCAGGAUGUAUCUUACUUUCCUGCCUUCCACUUGUUCUUUUCUAUAUAUUCUCAUGGGCCAGUUUUAGUUGUGCUGGCCCCUCUCUGCUGUUUGACAGAAUUUCUAUAAUUGCUGUUACCCACUCUAGGUUGAGCAAAACUCAUGCUUCAGAGAUAGAAGCAAGGACCUAGCGCCUGGUUGGAAUCAGUGUUAUUUAGCUGUUUUUUUUUGUUUGUUUUUUUUUCUUGUUUUUUUUUUUUGAUAAUGAGCCUAUACCGACUGCCUUUUGCUUUCGGAUUAAUGAAAUGCAGAGAGGUUUUCUUGUUGUAGUUUUAUCUUUGUAACAGGUUCCUGCAGCUUUUUGAGGAAACAAUAUAAAAACAUAUGGCAAUAAUUACCCCAACCACCCAUGCUUAACCCUCCAGAUAAAGGGGCAUAAUUUUCACUGUAGCAUCCCUCCUAUAAUUAUUCAUUUGAAUUCAUUAUUCUAUUUAUUCCUUGUAUGUGGAGGGAAAAAUGCCUUGUUCUUGGAUCACAUGCUCCCAUAUAUAGGGUUUGUGAGGAAGGGAUGUUGUGUACAUACAUAUUUCUUCUCUUGCCCUGUCCCCUUUUUUCUUACAUUCUUCUUAAGCUUUCUUUUUUUUUAUUUUCAUGUUUUAGUACUGUUAUGAAAGCACAACACCUGUACAUACUGUGCUUGUGUGUUAAUAAAGGAGUCUGGAGCCAACCAUAA
Bombina bombina (fire-bellied toad) is the source of this 2754-nucleotide messenger RNA. It is a transcript of the gene DBN1, whose product is annotated as drebrin 1. Lineage: Eukaryota; Metazoa; Chordata; Amphibia; Anura; Bombinatoridae. The coding region runs from base 62 to 1843 and encodes 593 amino acids. The record is from RefSeq and is a predicted model, not a curated record. Gene Ontology annotation, cellular component: actin filament; plasma membrane; cortical actin cytoskeleton. Gene Ontology annotation, biological process: regulation of actin filament polymerization; postsynaptic actin cytoskeleton organization; positive regulation of dendritic spine morphogenesis. Gene Ontology annotation, molecular function: actin filament binding. The transcript has 13 exons.